Caenorhabditis auriculariae is the source of this 3235-nucleotide messenger RNA. The record is from the annotation of a GenBank genome assembly. NCBI's taxonomy places the organism in Eukaryota, Metazoa, Nematoda, Chromadorea, Rhabditida, Rhabditidae.
AUGAACAGAAUAACCGCGCUUCGAAGUCUUCUGCCCAAAGGACAAGUUUCCUACUACAAAGAUCAGGUAGUUUCGAUAAUAAAAUGAAUACUACUUGGCGUCAGAAAAUUUACAAAAAGGUUCUCUUAAUCAAAGCCCUAUUUCAUCCGCUAAGACAGUCAUUUCACGUCGAGCCAUUCCAAAUGCGGCCUUUUCAGGAUCACUUGUAAUAUUUUUUCAGCUUCUGAUCGUUAGAGGAGAUCGGCAGUUCUUAUUUGACAGCAACGGAAAGAAAUAUCUCGAUUUCUUCGGCGGGAUCGUCACAGUCUCCGUCGGACACUGUCAUCCGUUUGUUUUUAAUAUUUUUCUAUUUUUUUCAAACCAAAGGUAGAAUAGACUUGCCGCACUUUGAAGAAAGUUUCAAGCUUUGUUGGGUUCGUGUCAAUGAUCAAUCACAUUUGAUGGUUCUUCUUUUUAGUUUUGGAAAUCUAAAACCCGAAGAAGUUGCAUUUUAUCAGAUCGCCACGUGGAAAAGUGAGAAAUCGCACUAGACAACUGUCGAUUUUCUCAUUUCAGUGUAAAGAAAAAAGAGCAUCAAUCUAAGUUUUUCCAACCUUCCAUGAGAGCUAUUUUAAAAGAAAAAUUCGACUCGUAAAACAUGCUCGAGUCAUCUUUGAUUUGAAUGGAUCAAGGCUUAGUGACGGCGAAGCUUUUGCUUUAUAUUGUGUAUUUCCCCAAAACAUAACUGUAGAACAUUUUAUUUCGACUGUGACCAUUCCAAAUUGUUUCAAACCACGGUGAAAAACAAAGAUUUUUUGCAAUCACAGGAAAGUCAACGACGCACUGAAGGCUCAAGUCGACAAACUGUGGCACACGACCUCGAUCUACCACACAGAGCCGAUCUACGAGUACGCCCAGAAGCUCACCUCCAAGUUUGAUGACCCUCUCAAGGUUUUAUCCUGGUAAAUGAAGGUAGAUUCUGGAGAAAAGAGCAGCCGGAAAAAGCAUCUAUAUAAUCAAACUUCUUCUUUUUGAACCUUUUUUUCAUAGCCACCGCUCGAACUGGUUAAAAAGUUUCUCGGUUAUUUUUGGAUUGGAAGAGUUUUGUUGAAUUUAUUUUUGUAGUAAAAGAAUCAUUAAACUGUUAUUAAACUGAAAAUUAUUAAACUUUUAUUAAACUGAAAAACUAUUAAACUGAAAUGAAGAGAUUCAUUUUGUUAUUUUUUUAGUACUCAAAAGCACAAGGGGAGUAACUUUACCUCUCUAUUUCUCCCUUUUUUUUCAAUAUCUGGAGGUUCAAAUGUAAUAAAUGGCGAUGAACACAAAAAAGAAAGCAAAGAAAACAACUUUCUUCGACUAAAAAGCGGAAUUUCAGUCAGGUCUAUUUUAUGAGUGACAGGAAGUUCGAAAAAAAACCACCUAAGUUUUGGACUAGUUUUGGAAAUCAACCUAAUUUUUAGGUCCAAAUGUUCUCUAGAGGAGGUUUUGUGAGUCUUUGAUCGGUCAAUCUAGUUCCCAAUUCAGAUAGCUCCAAAGCAAAAACUCUGCAGGUUGUCUUUUUCGUCAACUCGGGUUCGGAGGCCAACGACUUGGCUUUGGCCUUGGCGCGUAACUACACAGGACGUUUUGACGUCAUCUCCAUGAGAAAUGGCUACCACGGGAUGACUCAGACCGUCUUGGGAGCCACUAACUUGGGUGAGUCAUCCCUUCUCUACAAAGUCAAGGUGAUCCUCUCAGGUAACUGGAAACCGACGAUUCCACACGGAUUCAACAUUUUCAAGACUCUCAACGCCGAUCCUUACCGAGGUAUUUGGGGUGGAGCAAACUGUCGUGAUGGUCCAGUUCAGGUUAGGUCUCCGGAAAAGUUCUUGAGAAUGAGUUUGUACAUUUGAAGGUGAAAAACCGACCCUGCGACUGCAGCCCAGGACAAUGCAAGGCGUCGGACAAGUACGUCGAGCAGUUCGAAGACAUGCUCCUCCACGACUUCUCCCACUCUUCCGGACCUGCCGCCUACCUCGCCGAGUCGAUACAAGGCGUCGGCGGCACUGUACAGUAUCCCAAGGGGUUUGAAGUCUGCCCUGGACGAUAGGUUGAAUGUUCGGGACGUCUCAGAUUCCUGGAAAGAGCUUACAAAGCGGUGCAGAAGCGUGGCGGCGUCGCCAUCGCCGAUGAAGUUCAGACCGGAUUCGGACGACUUGGAUCUCAUUUCUGGGGAUUCCAGUGUAUGUUUGGUUUUUUGAGUUUUUUUAAAGAUAGUACCUAUUGAAAGUUCUAAAAAAUAUUUGAAACUUAACUAACUGCGUUGCGACGGCAACUCUUUCAGGGAGACCCAUAAGUUUUAAAAUUCCGACGAAUGGAGUAUAAAUUGAUAAUUAAAUGAGUUUUAUCAUUUGCGAACUCUAAACGCCAGCGUUGUAGAAAUACUGAAAAUACCGAUGACAAGCUUUUUUUGAACAUGAUAACUGCGUCGCAAUCUUUGAGCUCUUCAUAAACUGUUAAAACUCUCUCUUUUCUUGGAAAUAGAUCAGUAUUGCAGCCCAAAAUGCUAAGCCGGACAUUGUGACAAUGGCCAAGGGAAUCGGCAAUGGAUUCCCGAUCGGAGCUGUCGUCACCACUAAAGAAGUUUGAUGAUCAAUCCAGAAAGCUCCAAUUUCACAGAUAACCUUUCAGAUUGCCGAUCCUUUCUCCAAGUCUCUGUACUUCAACACUUACGGAGGAAAUCCAUUGGCCAGUGCUGUUGGAAAAGCUGUUCUUGAGGUCUUUUUUCCAUUCAUAUGAAUUAUGAUCUUAAGCAUUUUUUUCUUCUAAUCAAAUUUUUGCAGGUCAUUGAGGAGGAGAAGCUCCAAGAUAAUUGUGCUGAAGUCGGUGAUUAUUUCUUGAAACAGCUUGCGGCGUUAGACGAACCUGCGAUUGGAGAUGUCCGAGGAAAGGUAAAGAUUCAACGAAAUCCAAGUGUUGAAUAGUGUGAGAUGACCAAUUAUUCAGGGACUGAUGAUCGGAGUUGAACUCAACGAGGCCGACGGAAAGCCUCUCGCGCCCGCCAAGUCUGCCGCAAUCUUCGAGGAAACCAAAGUGAGCAUUAACAAUUUCACUUUUGAAACUGAAAGCAAACUUAUUUUAGAAUCGCGGUCUGCUCAUCGGAAAAGGUGGAAUCUACGGCAAUGUGCUACGGAUCAAGCCGCCUAUGUGUAUAACGAAGAAGGAUGUCGACUUCGCAGUUGAUAUCAUCGCCCAGUCGAUCGCGAAAUUCAAAUAA